AUGCCGUUGAGUAUCAAGGUUAACCUCCGGGUUACCGGACACUGCAAUCAAGGCGGCAGAAAAUACAUGGAGGAUAUGUUCAGUGUUGCUUACCAACAGACAUCCGAUGAUAAAGACCUGGAGUAUGCAUUUUUUGGUAUUUUUGAUGGACAUGGGGGCGGUGAAGCCGCCACGUUUGCCAAGGAACAUCUCAUGGAUAUUAUUGUCAAGCAGAAGAACUUUUGGAGUAACAAGGACGAGGAUGUGCUCAGGGCUAUACGGGACGGUUAUGUUAACACUCACUACGCCAUGUGGCGGGAACUUGACAAAUGGCCGAGGACAGCGUCAGGGCUCCCAUCGACUGCCGGUACAACAGCGACCAUCGCUUUCAUCCGCAAAGGCAAGAUUUACAUCGGUCAUGUGGGUGAUUCUGCGAUAAUCCUGGGCUACCAAGAGGACGGUGAUCCAAAUUGGAAAGCUCGGCCUCUAACCAAUGAUCACAAGCCAGAAUCAAUUCCCGAAAUGACUCGUAUCCAAGAAUCCGGUGGUAAAGUUGUUUGGAAAUCGGGGGUUCCCCGAGUUGUGUGGAAUCGUCCUCGAAUUGGUCACAAAGGUCCAGUCCGUCGUUCAACGCAUAUAGACGAAAUACCCUUUCUGGCAGUGGCACGUUCCCUGGGUGAUCUCUGGAGCUACAACUCUGAACUCAACACAUUCGUUGUCUCCCCAGAGCCAGACGUCAAGGUCAUGACAGUAGAUGUCAAGACCCACCGUUGCUUGAUCUUCGGUACAGACGGCCUGUGGAACAUGUUGACACCAGAGAUAGCAGUCGCCCUGGUCCAAAGGGCUGAGAGGCACAAUGAAAAACAGUUCAUCGCCUCUCAGCAGACAGGCAGUGGCGGUGACACCCAGAUGUGGAUAAAUCCUUCGAAGAGUCUGGUGGACUCAGCUUUGGAGAGAUGGUCCUCAACUCGCCUGAGAGCUGACAACACAAGUGUUGUGACGCUAAUGCUGGAUCCACCGGGUUCAGCCCAAGGGGAUUUUGUAGUGUCACGAAAGAAGGAGAAAUUCGCACCGACAGGGCCUCAGCUGCAGCCCCAGGCACGCCCUUGUGCCUCUAUUUCCCCUUACAUUCGUACUGUACAGAUGAGGACAGAGGCAGAACAACAAGUAGCUGAUGUUAUUCAGGAUGCUCCAGUUGUGGAGGCGAUGGCUUCUGAUGCUGUGACAAAUCAACCUCCUCAGUGUCCCUCCUGUUUGCCCUCAGGAACACCUGAAGAUGCUCCAAAGGUGCCAAAAGCUGCAGAGGUCCCCGAAGCAUCCGUUGAAAUGUCAGAAAUUGAAGAAACUAAAUCCUCCAGAGACAGUGAUGAUAUUGUCCAGUCGUCGGCGAGCUUGAUGCCUGCUUCAGGUCCGAAUGAGGUACCUGAGGGUGCUCCAGAGGUUCCAAAGUCUUUGGAGAUUCCCACAGCUUCUGAGAGCAUUCAGGUUGCUGAGGUCUCUUCGAGUGAUGCUGCUACUUUCCAGAGUAAUGGCUUGCAGGAGGAGAGGAGUUCUGGUGAUGUGCCAGAUUCUGAACCACAGAAACCGGACUCACCUUCCAAGGACCUAGAGGAGAUACCAUCCAACCAGACACCACCUGUAAAUCAGUCUCUCAGGAAGCCACUGAAUCCGUCUAACAGUAUUCAAAAGCUAUUAUUGUCGAGCAAGUCAGAGACUUUUAGAAUCACCAGGCAAACUGAUGAGAUCAACAGCGGACCCAGACUGAGGAGAUCCAAUCAAUUUAGCAUUCAGAGUAUUAAAGAGGUAUCCACGACGUUGAGUACGAGGAGAACCCACUCGAGUAUCGGGGAGAAGAGGACUUUGCUCAUUGCCAGGAGCGCCAAAAGACGAACUGUCGUUGGCAAUCGUUCUCAGGUGAUGCCGGCGUGUUCUUCGUCGAGAUUGACCCGGAAAAAGGAAGUUGAAGUGGUGGAUUGUAUGAGGGAGGCAUCAGGGAAUUCAGUGGAUCCCAUCAGGGAAGGCUCAGCUAAGAGGAGACACAGUUCCACUUUCGAAAAAGAGGAGGCAAUCUUUGGGGAGCAGGAGCCAUGCUCCAAGAGAAGAACCAGGUCCGAGGAUAGGCGGUGCCCUGGGGACGAGAAUAAUCCAGAUAAUCAGGAAAAACAAGCACCCAAACAGACCCGAGUCAGAUGGCCGGGCUGUUCUCUAGCCUCAAAGACACGAAGUUCAACUCCAGGGACCUCGUACACUUCCUCUUCUCCGAAAGACUCCCACCAGGAGAGAAUAUCCUCUCCUGGUUAUCAGCGAAGAAGUCUGGAGAAAAAGGCAACACCAGUGAAGACAAUCAGAAGGCCCUCAAUUAAUGGAGUCAGUCGUGUUCAGUUGCGUGGUAGUUUUGCUCUGAGGGAUUCUCUUACCCCCUGGGAUCAGUCCAAGGGCUCCAGGAGAUCGACUUAUGAGAGAAGGAGUACAUCCCUGAAUCGAACUAGUGGUGAGUCAUCCAGUACUCCCCAGAUGUGGCUGAGGUCUGACACAAUUGCUGCCACACCUAUCAAGACCCUGAGAUCAAGGAAUGUCGACAUCACUGGACAUACAGUGCCUCCUCAGGUCGCCCAUCAGUAUGGAAUUGUCAAGCAGAAUAGAAGUCUUGGUAGCAAGGUAAGCACUGGGGGAAAAGGAAAAAUUAAACAGGGAACGAGCCUUGGGGGCGGUGGUACCAGUGGUAGUGGAGGUGGCGUCAGUGGGAUUGCUAAGAGAGUCAAGUCUGUUAGUCCUUAUAAUCCCAGCGCUAGGUCACUCAACACGAGGUCCAGACUCAAACGACUAGGGAAGUAAAUGUUUAUUCCAAUUCUGAAUUCUUCAAUUGUUCUAGUUGUGAAGGAACUUGAAGGCCUCGGAUGUCUUGGACUUCAGAGAAUUGUUUUGACAAAAUGAGUAAUAAAAAAUUGAGUGAAGGAGGUGAAAAUUAAAACCUAAUCUCAAUGUAAAUUAUUCACUGUCCAGGUGGAAUUGGUAUCGUGGAAAGAAUGACCACAAAAAUAAAUUCUCAAAAAUAUUUUCAAUGAGUUGACAAAAUAAAUAAAUUGAUAGAGCCUCUGAAUGAAUAGACAUCCACCAAAACGGAGUCUGAGUCAUCGAGGUACAGACUUCACUGCUGAAUAUUUUAAAAAUUAAUUCUAGGUAGCCUUGUUCCUUCAGUUUGGUUUUUUCCUUGUUUAGAUGAUCAUUAUCAUAUUUUCCAUUUCCUUUGGAAUUGGCGGUGUCUCUUUUUUACUGGAACUUUUGUCCGACAGAUCGAAUUUGAGGGGGUAAUUAUUGUAAUCUUGAGCUCUAGUUCUUUCGACUAUGGACUAGCCUCCAAUUUCCAUGAUUUUUAUGUUACAAUCAACUUCAUCUCCCAAGGAUUAAAAAGAAAAACAAAGUGAUCCUAACCUCAAAACUUCAUUUCGUUGCUAGUGACAAGACUUUCGCCCCAAAGUUCUGAUUAGUAUUGAAAUAGGUCCAUUAAAAAUCGAAGUGACUGAGUUUUGAGUUGAAAAAAUCGACAAUUGAAUUUCCAGUGAAUUAUUAGUUCAAUCUUAUCAUGAUUCUCUGAUUGAAUCCUGUCGUCUUUAUCGUCUUCCUUUAUAUUUACUUUUUGCUAAUUGUAUCAUUGUUGAAGUAAAAAAUCUGGGUUUUGUGGGGAAGAGUCAAAAGUCUAAUAAUUCAACAAGAUGAAGUGAAAAAUACAAUGAGGUUGUUGACAUCAUGAAUUAUUCAUCACCUCAGUUGUUUUUUUUUAUCGCUUAACCAAUCGAUUGAUGAAUUAGAAAUCCAUCGCAAACUCGGGGCCCUGCUGUAGACUUUAGACUGACGUCCCUCUUGUUUUAUACUAAAAUUGAUGGAAAAUGAAAAUUUCUGAUGAACUUUCUAAUUACAGGGAUUUCCACUUAAAUUAUUUAAAUUGUAGAAAAGAAAAAUUACAAAAAACAUAACAUAAUCUAAAAUGUAAAAAAGAUUUAUAACGACACGUGCCUAUUAAGUUACCAAGCUGAGUGGCUAAUAAGCAAAAAAUGUGAAUUUAAGAAUUAUAAAGAGUAUAAAGACAUAAAUAAUACCUCGAUAGUGUUUUACGUGUACAGAUGAGCGAAUUUAUAAGAAAUGAGUGGUUGAAAAAUUUUGAAGGGUCGAAUAUGUACUAAAAUGAUAUACAAAUUUUGGAAUUUCGGGUUGAAAUGGAGAACAGCAAAGGUUAUUUCACUGAUGAAUAACUUCCAGAGAAAAUGGCAAGAGGAUUUUAGUCGGAGAAUGUAAUUAAUAGUAAAAAAAAAUGUCUUGAUCAUUUUCUCAUCCCAACAACUUCCAAGAUGAACAACAUUGGAAGAGUUUUUGACAAUAGAAAAUUCCUUUGGAAUUGUAUUGUCUCGGGAAUAAACGAUAUUUUGGAAAUUCUUACAAACCUGUGGGAAGAAAUUAAUUCCCAAAAAUCUCUUGACUUUUUCUCGUGACAUUUGCAGUUGAAAUAUACGUUUCUUCAUUUCAGUACUGAUUUCAAGGAAUUAUUUAAUUAACUGAUGAGCUAUUUCGUGUGCAAGCUGUGCACAUGCGGACGUUACAUACACGACUUGAACAUUUAAUUAUCGUAGAGUAAUUGGUAGAUGAAACUCUACAUCAUCUGUGGUAGACAAAAAUGAAAUCAGAUAUUUUUUGAUUAUCGAGUUGAUUCGCUUUAAAAAUUGAAUUAAUCAAAUUAGGGUUAGGUGAAUGAUAAAUUGUUGGAAUUCAACAAUUUGUUUUUAUUUUUGAGAAUUUUAGGGUAGUGUGAUUGUCCACAUUUAUAAAUAACGGAUAAUUGAUGUAAAAUAGCGAAUCGUAACUCGAAAAAAAGAAAAAAAAUGUGAUUUAAUUGAUGAGUGGAAACAGAACCAGGAGAAUUGAAAUCUGUAUAUUUUAAUUUUAGUUGAGGGAGUCUCCAGAGAUGGGAUAACGAAUAAUUAAUAAUAAAAGUAUAAAUAGUCAAUAA
Diachasmimorpha longicaudata is the source of this 4981-nucleotide messenger RNA. RefSeq names its product protein phosphatase 1D (gene Pp2C1). The transcript is spliced from 2 exons. Lineage: Eukaryota; Metazoa; Arthropoda; Insecta; Hymenoptera; Braconidae. The record is from RefSeq and is a predicted model, not a curated record. Gene Ontology annotation, biological process: negative regulation of gene expression, epigenetic; peptidyl-threonine dephosphorylation. Gene Ontology annotation, molecular function: cation binding; mitogen-activated protein kinase binding; protein serine/threonine phosphatase activity. Bases 1 to 2814 code for a protein of 937 amino acids.